Messenger RNA from Bradysia coprophila, 1110 nucleotides. RefSeq names its product lipase member H-like. Gene Ontology annotation, molecular function: serine hydrolase activity; lipase activity. NCBI's taxonomy places the organism in Eukaryota, Metazoa, Arthropoda, Insecta, Diptera, Sciaridae. Gene Ontology annotation, biological process: lipid catabolic process. The record is from RefSeq and is a predicted model, not a curated record.
CGGAAAGAGUUCAGUUAUAAUCGCCCACAAUGAGGUUGAUAGUGUGUGCUUUACUUAUCGCAGUUGCUGGAGCCAAUCCGUUCAACAGAACAAACAAUGUAAUCGAGCCUAUCGUAAAGGCAGAAGAUUGGAGAUUGGUUCCUGACACUGAUUACAAGUUACACUUGAUAAAUGUAAACGAUGUACCUUCGGAAAUCGAACCAACAUUCGUUGGAGAGAGGGACAUGAUCUUCCGUUUGUUCACUAGUAGCAAUCCCAUUACUCCACAAACAAUUCAAAUUCGUAACGAUGCCCAACUACAGAACAGUAAUUUCAAUCCCACACAUCGUACAAGAUUCUUUAUCCACGGAUGGACUCAAGGUGGUCCCGAUACCGCAAACAUUUAUCGAGACGCCUACCUAGCAUUAGGUAAUUUCAAUAUUUUCGCUGUUGAUUGGGGAGUUGGAGCACAAGAUCCGAAUUAUAUUGCUAGUCGCAAUCGUGUUGGGGAUGUUGGUCGAACAACGGCUGCAUACAUUGACUGGUUGAAUACACGCGGACUUGCUUUCUCCAAUAUUGUUGUUUUAGGCCACUCGCUCGGAGCCCAUGCAGCAGGACAUACCGGAAAGGCUGUAAGGAAUGGCAGACUUCCAGUGAUUGUUGCGAUCGAUCCAGCAGGACCUCUAUUCUCUUUGGCAAAUCCUGGCGACCGUGUCGACUUUUCCGAUGCCGAUCACGUUGAAGUUCUUGCCACAGACACGUUGUUCUUAGGUUUCGAACAGCCCAUUGGACACGCCACGUUCUAUCCAAACGGAGGUAACAGACAACCUGGUUGCGAAGGAGAAGUUGCUGGGGCAUGUAGUCAUGUAAUAGCCGCUGCAUUUAUGGUUGAAUCAAUAAAUCCUUUGCGGACAUUUGGGGCAAUUCGCUGUCAAAAUUUCGAUGCGAUCAGAAAUAAUAAUUGCGUUUCGAGUGGACCCAGUCGGAAUAUGGGUGGUGAGCCAGUCGUUGAUGAUAAUACUAGGAGUCCACCCGGGUCGGUGUAUUUCUUGAGAACGAAUCCUACCAGUCCUUUCUCUCAAGGCCCUGUUUAAUUUCAUUUAUUUUGAAAUACAAAAAAAAAACAGUUUU